UCCCGACCCAAACAAAAUCAAGGAUGAUGCCAUUGCCUACCGAUACGUAAAAGAAUCAACUCUCCAACAACAUAUGAUUUCAUUUCACUUUUUCCACACCAAAGACCAAAACGGCAAUACCCAAAUAAUUCACUCUCCGCAGUCAUCAAUCAAACAGUAGCUGAGAGAAAGUUUCGAUUUUUUUUUUUCGCUCUCAUUUUCUCGGCCGCCAAACAACAAUCCGGGAAAAAAAAAGUUUCCAUUUUUCUUAAGAGUUUCGUCUUCAAUCUGCAAAACCCAGUUUUUAUUUUCUCGGCUAACCAAACGUACAUGGCGAGUGAAAGUGAAGCUCCUCGUCAGCUCCAUGUUUUCUUCUUCCCCUUCAUGGCGUAUGGCCACAUGAUUCCGACUCUGGACAUGGCGAAGCUUUUCGCAAGCAGAGGAAUCAAAUCGACGAUCCUCAUUACCCAUCCCAACGUUCCAAUCUUUCAGAAACCUGUCGAAGUUUUCAAGAACAAGAACCCUAAUGCAGAAAUCGGUAUCCGGGUCCUGGAUUUUCCUUGCACGGAGCUCGGAUUACCCCAAGGAUCCGAUAACGCCGAUUUCCUCGACUCUGCCGUCAUCGAGGACAUAUUCCCUAUCGUUCAGAAGCUUUUCUUCUCGACCAAGUUUCUCAAAAACCAGUUGGAGGAUCUCAUCGAAACAUUCAGACCGGACUGUCUGGUCGCCGACAUGUUCUUCCCCUGGGCCACGGAAGCUUCCAAGAAGUUUGGAGUGCCGAGACUUGUGUUCCACGGCACGUGCUACUUCUCUCUAUGCGUUUCGUAUUGCAUCAGGCUCCAUAAGCCACAGAAGAAUGUCGCUUCGAGCUCUGAGCCUUUUGUGAUCCCUCAUCUUCCUGGUGACAUUGUUAUCACAGCAGAUCAGGUCACGGAUAAUGACGAAGAUGAUGAGAUGGGGGAGUUUAUUACAGAGGUCAGGGACUCGGAGAAACUCCCCAUGAUUGAAGAGGAAGAAGAUGAAGAUGAAGACGAAGACGAAGAAGCUACUGAUGAAGGCAAAGAAGAUUCUUCUCCUCCAAGUUCAAGAACACGUAGAGAGGAAGAUGAACGUGAGGAGCUGUUGCAGCUACACAUGGAGAUGGAACGUGUGAAAGAAGAGAACACGAAGCUGAGAAAACUGGUAGACCAAAAGCUUCAAGAUUACCGUCAUCUCGAGAUGAAAUUCCCCGUUAUCGAUCAUACGGAUAACAAGGACCUUCCGAACUUUCUUGGACUGCAAGGCUUCCAUUCGCUCGGUACAGGUAGGGGAAGAAAGAGAAUACCGGAUGAGGAGGAGGAUGACGAAGGCCGAGGAGGUGAUUUAGGGCUUUCGCUUUCUCUGCAAUCAAACAGGAAAUUCGAAGAGGCCAGAGAUCUUAACGACCAUAGCAAUAAGAACAAGGAACCUUAUCAGAAACUAUACAACAGUAACCUUCUUCAGGCAGGGGACAACGCUUCACGUCUUGUCGCGUCUUCUCCUGCAAAUAGGAAGGCAAGAGUUUCUGUAAGAGCAAGAUGCGAGACUGCAACUAUGAAUGAUGGGUGUCAAUGGAGGAAGUACGGCCAAAAAACCGCUAAAGGAAAUCCAUGUCCACGAGCUUAUUACCGUUGCACGGUGGCUCCGGGAUGUCCGGUUAGAAAACAGGUACAAAGAUGCUUAGAGGACAUGUCGAUACUUAUAACAACGUACGAAGGAACACACAACCAUCCACUUCCUGUGGGAGCGACAGCAAUGGCUUCCACGACCUCCACGGCCUCCAAUUCACCAUUCUUGCUACUCGACUCAAGUGACUCUCUCUCAGAAGGAGGCUCUUCCACUUACACCAACCUCUCUCGUCUCUCUUCCUUUCCUCCUCCUCCGGCUCGGGUCAUCGAAUCUUCUUCUUCCUCUUUUUCUCCAUAUGGCGACCCGAACAUGAGGAGCUUGAAAUUCAGCGACCCGUCAAGGUCAAGAAACAGGCUGAGUUGGUUGAUGGGGAAGGCCGGAGAAGAGAAGAAGUCGUCGGAAAGUGUGAGUACCGCCAUUGUUUCUGAUCCCAAUUUUAGUGAAGCUGUCGCAGCAGCCAUCAGCUCUCUUGUCAACAAGGAAUGAUUUGGGUGGAAUGGACCAAUAGCAGUUUGUCUGUUAGUCAUUUACCUUCGGUCUGUCUAAAUUCUUUUUUUAUUUGCAUACAAAUAAACAGUCCAUUUUCUCAUUCUUUUCUUAAAUAAUAUAUGUAUAUACACACAUA
This is a messenger RNA of Tarenaya hassleriana, 2251 nucleotides long. RefSeq names its product probable WRKY transcription factor 9. The record is from RefSeq and is a predicted model, not a curated record. The transcript has 6 exons. Gene Ontology annotation, molecular function: DNA-binding transcription factor activity; sequence-specific DNA binding. Bases 310 to 2112 code for a protein of 600 amino acids. Lineage: Eukaryota; Viridiplantae; Streptophyta; Magnoliopsida; Brassicales; Cleomaceae. Gene Ontology annotation, biological process: regulation of DNA-templated transcription.